This is a messenger RNA of Symbiodinium sp. CCMP2592, 996 nucleotides long. The record is from the annotation of a GenBank genome assembly. Lineage: Eukaryota; Dinophyceae; Suessiales; Symbiodiniaceae.
AUGACGCCGCCCAAAAAGGGCAGCAUGGGAGACCUGGUUGCGAAUUUGGCCGCCGGGACGCUCACAGGCAUGACUACAAGCUCUUUCAGCCAUCCCAUGGACACAUUGAAAUCACGCUGGCAAGUGGCGUGCCGGACAACGACAAGGCAGACUUGCUUUGGAUUUGCGAGAACUCUUCUGUUGCAGGAGGGCUUGUGGAUGGGACUAUGGAAGCCGGGGCUUGCAGCCAAUGUGGCUUCAAUGGGCUGCUGUGUUGGUAUGAGGAACGGGCUCUACACUGUCUUCCGUGAUGGCAUAGGUCACUUCGAAGACAGAGCGUCCGGCAUCCCACCCAGUGCGGCUGGCAAGGCUGGUCCAGUGGCAAUGUUCACCGCCGGACUGUUCUCUGGCAUGGCCGGCUAUAUCAUCACAGCACCACUGCUGCAGGUGAAGACACGGAUGCAAGCGGAAGCUGGGCGAAUUGGCCCUGAUGGGCGAUACGUUACCGGUCUUCGUCGUGGGCAUGCACCAACAUAUCGAAGCACAUUUCAGGCUCUGCAUGCUUUGGCAUCUGCAAGAUGCCCCCAUGAAAGGAUGCGAUCCUUGUGGAGAGGAGCUGGUGUGAUCGUGGCACGCGGUGCUGCCCUUUCGGGCUCUCAGCUCAUGGCGUACGAUGCCUUCAAAACGAUGAUGAAGGCUUACAGUUUGAUGGAGGAUGGUCCUUUGCUGCAUGUUUCGGCUUCUCUCGUGGCUGCGGUGAUUUGCACCACCUGCCACAUGCCUUUUGAUGUGGUCCUGGUCGUGUAUCAAAGUGCACAGAGCCUCGGCUGCGACCGCCUUCGCUACAUUCGGUCUGGCCCGCUGGCUUGCGCAAAUGCGCUGCUGCGAGAGUCCGGACCCCAAGUCUUUUUUCGCGGGUGGACACCUGCCUUCGUGCGCCUGGCUCCAGUGUGUGUCUUUUCCUUCUGGCUCUACGAACAGCUCCGGCGUCUGGUCGGCAUCGGUUACUUGGACUGA